CGUAUUCAGAAGCCCUAUUACCAUGUCAAACCACAGAACUGAAACUGAGAACUACCUGAUGAAGUGUUAAACGAGCAGGUAAAAUCUCUCACGCUUUCAAAGCUGGAUACAACUCUACCAAGUGUUUGCUUACAGUGACACUAACAGUCGUCUUCUUUCUCAUGAACAAACUUUUUAAGUUUGAGGCGACAAACAUGGUUAGCUAGCUUGCUAACAGCUAGCCGCUCGGCUAACAUAAGCGUCAGUGAACAGCUCGUUGUCCGUUUGGAGCCACCUGACAACCACACAUGACUUUAUAACUAGUGCGAGCAGACCGAUGACAUUACACGACAGGAAAUAUUCUAUAAUGUGAGAUUAUUGUAAUGUGUUUGUAGUUUGAAUCGCUGGAGUGUCGCUUAGGGGCUUGUUAAACAACAAGCCACAACAACAACAACAACAACAACAUGUUUGGUAAAAAGAAGAGAGCUCCGCAGCCGAGAGGCCAGGGCGCCGCUGCAGCCAAGCAGAUGGGUUUGUUUGUAGACCUGGACCCUGAGGAGAUGAUGAUGGGUAUGGAAGGGAAUCUGGACGACCCGGACUUAGAGGCUGAACUUGCUGCUAUCACUGGAAAUAGAGCUGCUGCUGGGGGAAGAGCCAAGCAGAAGGGGAAAAGCCCCCUGCCCAUGGAAGACAUCGCAAGAAUGGCCGACGAGUGUAUGAGGGAUGAGGAUGAGGAUGAAGAUGACAGUAACCUGGAGGACGAUGAAGAUCUACUGGCAGAGCUACAGGAAGUGGUGGGUGAGGGGGAAGCUGAGGAUGCUGUAACUGUUUCUCCCACAUCCUUCGUCGCUGCUGAAUCUUCUCAAGCUGAAAAACCAAAGUCCCCACUGACGCAGCAGCAGGAAGUAAGGCUUUUCAGCAGCUCCGGAGCCUCCAACCCCCCCCCUGGGGAGAAAAUUUUUACAUGUACAAACGGCCUUAAAAAACCAAAAACUGCAGGGAUACCUCCAAGCCGAGAUACGUCGGGGCCUGAGUUCUUCUAUAAGAAGACAUCAUGCUCUUCGAGUUCUCCCCUCACCCUGCGUUCCCCUGACCGCCCCCCUGAAACCCUCGCCCCCAAACCCACCCCUUUCAAUCAGAGGGGGCGGAGGCCACAUGCGACGCCCCGGUUGCCCAAAUUCUCACCCCCCGUGAGGAGGAGUCGUCCCCCGCCAGCCGCUGCCUUGAGCACUUUACCUCUCCACAGGACAGACGGGGAAACUGCAACCGGGCCUCAGACCAGUCUGACAGAUGUGAACAAGGCAACCAAGACGUUGCUUUUGGAGAGGCAGAAAGAAUACAAGAUGGCAGCACUGAGAGCCAAGAAGCAGGGAGAUACUGAGCAAGCUACGCUUUACUUUAAGACCAGCAAGAGGUUCGAUGCGGUGAUUGAGGCGUUGGAGAAAGGACAAGCGGUCGACCUGAGUGGCCUUCCUCCAUCUCCAGGACAGGGAGGAGGCUCUGCUCCAGUGAAAGAACUGUCCUCUGGGCAAAACAUAGAAGUCCCCCAACUGGUUACAGAAGCUCCAGCCCCAGCGGCUCCCAAAGACGUGCUGGAGGCUCUCGAGCAGAGAAGAGCCAAGUAUGUGGAGGCGUCCAAUCAGGCAAAAGCUGGGGGAGACGACCGCAAGGCCCGAAUGCAUGACCGUAUAGCCAAGCAAUACCAGAGUGCCAUCCGAGCUCACAAAGCAGGAAAAGCAGUUGACUUUGAGGAGCUACCGGUUCCCCCUGGUUUUCCUCCAAUCCCGGGCCAGAAGGUGUCAGGAUCGGAGCAGGGAUUCGUUGCUGCUCUGGAGGCAGCCAAUAAGCUUGCCUCCAACGAUGCUUCCCAAAUAGCAGAUGAAGAAGAAGAAGAUGAGGAGAAGGAGUCUAAGCCUGCUGUUCCAGAAGAGCCAAAGAAGCCCAUGUUAGAUUUCUCCACUGCAGGGCAAGAACGGAAAAGAACUCCGUCAGCUUCACCUGACAGAACAGCUGCCAGGGAAGGACUCUCACCAACAGCAGGUCAGCAGCUGGAGUUUCUGGAGGGCAGGAAGAAGAUGUACAUGAAGGCAGCUCUGCAGGCAAAGCAGAAGAACGACAUGGAGCAGGCCAAGAUUUUCCUCCGCACCGCCAAGGGCUUCGAGCCCAUGAUCGAGGCAGCACGCUGCGGCAAGACUGUGGACAUCAGCACAGUGCCGUCGCCCCCUGGUGACGAAGAUGACGACUUUAUCCUGGUUCAUCACAGCGACGUGCAGAUCUCCGAGAAAGCAGAGCAGCUUUACACACAACUGGCCAAGAUCCUAAAAGAGCAGUACGAGAAAUGUAUGACUCACUCCAAGCAGUUCACACCUGGGAACGUCACGGAAACAACAAAGUUUGAGAAGAUGGCGGAGAGUUGUAAGAAGAGUCUGGAGGUCCUGAAGCUGGCUCAGUCGAGAAGUCUUCCUCCUCCUAAACAUCACUUUGAGGAGAGAUCGUUUCACACUGUCAGGAUAUUUCCAGACCUGAGCAGCACUGACAUGGUGGUUGUCAUUGUCAAAGGGAUAAAUCUUCCUGCCCCGAGUGGAAUCCAAACAAAUGAUCUGGACGCAUACGUCAAGUUUGACUUCCCUUACCCCAGCACGGAGCAGCCGCAGAAACACAAAACAGCUGUCAUCAAGAACACUAACUCCCCAGAAUAUAACCAGAGCUUUACCCUGUCAAUCAACCGGAACCACCGCGGCUUCAGGAGGGUGGUGACGUCUAAAGGCCUCAAACUGGAGCUGCUGCACAAAGGCGGUUUCUUGCGGAGCGACAAGCCGCUGGGGACGGCCCUUGUAAAACUGGAGAAACUGGAGUCACAGAGUGAAAUCAGGGAGAUCGUAGAGGUGAUGGACGGUCGGAAGGCCACAGGAGGUCGUGUUGAAGUGAAGAUCCGCCUGCGGGAGCCUCUGAGCGGACACGACAUGCAGACGAGCACGGAGCGCUGGCUGGUGAUCGACCAGUCACAGGUUGCAUCAGAUACACAAUGUUUAUAUUUUUGCAGCAUUGCACCUCCAAAAGAUAAACCUGAGAUUGUGUAAAAAUUUCUGAUGUCGGGUAUCUUUUUAUCUCCAAGGUUCUUGUUUAGAUGCUGCUGCAAGAUUAAAGAUGCUUCACAAGAAAAAGAUUAAAGACACUCAAUAAAAAACAAUGGGACGAGGACAGAGUUUGGGAUGCGAUGAGGACGGUCUGUUGUUUCAGUCGACUCUACUACACGGGUCUUUGACUUGGUAAAACUUUUGCACAUUUGCAAGACACAAGCUCUCUUUCACACUGCAGUCCACCAGGAGAAGACAUGGAGCCCUCCGUCUUCAGUCUGACACCAGCUGAUGGACAAAAACUUGUGAUGCACCAGGGCAGACUUGCAACAAGGGGAAGCCUCCUUACAUCAGAGAAAACUAUUCAGGCAAAGAUUCCAGUUUUCCAAAAAGUCUCCUCGUGUAUCACUCCAUCUCCUGGAGGACGGCAGCAGCGUUUCCUCUGCUAAGGGCUCAGUGUCGAGCUUAACUGAUCCUGCUGGCCAACAUGACUUCAGUUAAUAUGUGAAAGAAUGUGUCCAUAUUCUUCAUAUUAUUACAGCUCUGGUAUCUAGAACUGCACCUAUGCACUAAUACCAAAGUAAUCCAUGUUGCUGUAAAAUCCUGCAUAUUUGAAAUCGCCAGUUAGCUGCCAAAUCUGUUACUAUGACACGAGAAGUUUAAUGUGUGACAGGACUGUUUUUAUUUUUUUUUUUCCACACAAUUCAUCCGUUUUGUUUUGUGUGAGAACGCAGGCAGACGCAGUAACUCUCAUAGAUGUUUCAAAGGAGUAAGCCAAGAACUGAUAUUAUAUACUAUGGUACGAUUAUAUAUUUGUUUAGAAGACCACACUCCCUUUUUGGCACCUUUCACUUUGAUUAGUAAGUCCUUUACCUGUGGUCACUAAACUGUACACUCUCUUAUCUGUGGCUUUAGGUGUUAGAUUUAUAUUUGUCGUGUUUUCGAUUAAUAACACAAAUCUGUGCAAAAUCACAACUGAGCUGAAUUUGGCUGAUCUUCAAUUGCUUAUGUCUAAAAAGCUACACAUAUUUUCUUAUGGCACACGUCCAUUAUUACACAGAUGAUAAGAUGGUUUACAGGUAAUUUGAAGUAAUCAUGAUUGGAUGACUUUGAGUUGAUUAGUUUCCUGUAGAUAUUUUAGUUAAAGGAAUAGUUUAAUAGUGUAUUUAUGUUCUUUCUUGCAGAGAGUCCAAUGAGAAGAUUGAUACCACUCGUUUGUGUGUUAAUGAAGAGCCAGGACACAAUUAGCUUAGCAUAAAAACAAGAAAGAGGGGUCAAAUGGCUAGCCUAGCACCCUCCAAAGUUAAAAACAAAAUACACCUACCAGCCCCUCUAAAUUUUAGAAAUGAACAAGACCAAUUAGUGAGGGCUUUAGAGGUGCUUGAAGGAGUAUUAGUUUGAAGUUUGGACAGACCCAGGCUAGCUGUUUCACGCUGCUUCCAGUCUUUAUGCUAAAUUAAGCUAACCGCUAAACUAUAGUUUCCCAUUGCCAGACCUUCCUCCACAGCGCCACAGAAAACUCAGAUCGGACCGAUAGUUUAGCUAGCUGUCCCCUGCAGAGAUCCCAUUUUCCCAAGUGUCGGACUAUUCCUAUAUGUUUGGCACGGCUUUUUUCAAACAAUGCAUCAGAUCUUGAAUCUCUGGAUGAAUAUCUGUUUUGACUGUUUUAAAUGGUUACUUACCCGUUGCGAUAUAAACCCAUGCAGAUUGAAUUUGUUUUGUGCUGCUCAAAGCUUAAAAAAUAACAUUUGAAAUUAGAAAGUAGAUUUUUGACCUUGGAAAAUGCAACUCAAAAAAAUUGUUUAAGGGAAACAAUGAACUUUGUAUCUCAGCUUUAGAGUAACAUGGACAAGAAAUCCUUUUAGUGUUGGACAUUUGAACAUCAACCACACGUGCUGAUCAAAAGCUAAAUGGACCUUAAUGGUCCAUGUUGCUAAAGGAGAACACAAUCCAGAGCAGAACGAGAUGGGCUGCAGCAGCGAUCGGUUUAUAGACGCACAAACGGUUGAGGCCUUCAGAAGAAGACAGAUCAGGGAUCUGCGGGGUUCCUACUCACGUCUAAAAAAAAAAAAAAAAAAAGUUUUGAAAAGUCCGGAGCAGGAUGUUCAUGAUUUCAGGGCUGUGGCAGGAUAAUAAGUUGCAGGAAAUGUUAAAUGAAAUACAUUCAGCUUCAGGUCAAGCAAACUCUUGUUUCCGCGGGAACCCCAGAUCUUUA
Molecule: messenger RNA, 5271 nt
Organism: Etheostoma spectabile (orangethroat darter)
Lineage: Eukaryota; Metazoa; Chordata; Actinopteri; Perciformes; Percidae
Gene: cc2d1b
Product: coiled-coil and C2 domain containing 1B
Molecular function (GO): DNA-binding transcription repressor activity, RNA polymerase II-specific
Source: RefSeq, a predicted model, not a curated record